This is a messenger RNA of Calliphora vicina (urban bluebottle blowfly), 966 nucleotides long. RefSeq names its product isoaspartyl peptidase/L-asparaginase-like. Lineage: Eukaryota; Metazoa; Arthropoda; Insecta; Diptera; Calliphoridae. Gene Ontology annotation, cellular component: cytoplasm. The record is from RefSeq and is a predicted model, not a curated record. The transcript is spliced from 2 exons. Gene Ontology annotation, molecular function: beta-aspartyl-peptidase activity; asparaginase activity. The coding region runs from base 1 to 966 and encodes 321 amino acids.
AUGGUGCAACAUUCCAAGUCUCAAAAUAUAAUUCCCACCGUAUUAGUACAUGGCGGUGCUGGAAAUAUAGGCUAUGAUACGUUACCCGUUAAAAAGUAUGGUAUCAAAUUGGCUGCCCGCACUGGUUACGAGACUUUAAUGAGCACUGGCAAUGUAGUAGAUGCUGUUCAGAAAGCGGUAGAAUACCUAGAAUUCGAUCCAAACUUUAAUGCUGGCUGUGGCGCUGCUCUUACUUGGGAGGGUAAAGUGGAAAUGGAUGCGGCUAUCAUGAAUGGUUAUGACUUGAAUUCCGGUUGUGUAUCGGUGGCUAAAGACAUAUUGCAUCCCAUAGCAUUGGCUCGCAGCAUAAUGGAUAAAACAAGACAUAGCUAUUUAGCAGGUGACGGUGCUAUGGCUUAUGCUAAGUCAGAUGGUUUUGAAAUUUUGCCAGAAGGAGCUUUAGUUACAGAAAAAGCUAAAAAGGCUUUGGAAGGCUUUAAAAAUAAUUUUGGUAAUGGCAGCGGAUUUGAAAAGCCGAAAACUUUCGGCUCUCCUGGUACCGUAGGUGCUGUUGCUAUUGACGCUUAUGGCAAUGUGGCUGCUGCUACUACUACCGGUGGCAUAACUAGUAAAAUGCCUGGCCGUAUUGGAGACUCUCCAGUUUUGGGUGGUGGUACUUAUGCUGACAAUGCUUCUGGUUGUGUCUCGACCACUGGCACUGGAGAAAGUAUUAUGCGUUAUAAUGUUGCCUCCCGAAUUUUACAAUUGACGGAAAAUUUCGGUUAUACUGCUCAAGAGGCCACUAUUAAGAUUUUAGACCAAAUGACAGAACGUUUUAAACACGAAGCAGGUGUAAUUUGUAUAGAUUCAAAGGGAAAUCUCGGUAUAUACUUUAAUUCUCGACGCAUGCCUUGGGCCUAUCAACGUGAUGGAGAACUGCAUUUUGGAGUCGACAAGGGCGAGGAUGAAGUAGAAAUUGUGGGCUAA